Messenger RNA from Metarhizium album ARSEF 1941, 777 nucleotides. RefSeq lists its product as uncharacterized. Bases 1 to 777 code for a protein of 258 amino acids. NCBI's taxonomy places the organism in Eukaryota, Fungi, Ascomycota, Sordariomycetes, Hypocreales, Clavicipitaceae. The transcript has 2 exons. The record is from RefSeq and is a predicted model, not a curated record.
AUGUCACCAAGGGCUACCUCGAGAGCAGGCAGCUCGGCAAGGUCGACGCAAAACUCGCAGGCGCGCGCCGUCAAGCGCAACCGCCGAUCCGAAUCACCCAUCUGCCUUUCAUCUAUUGCUCGCAUCUCGCCCGAGGAGGCGAAGCGGGCUCGCCAACGAGUCUUUGACAAUCUCGGCUGCGGCGACCCCCAUCCAGGCAUGCCGAGGGCCAUCUCGAGUGCCGACCAACUGACUGAGGUACAGCUCGGGCGGCUUUUCGACAUGUUACAUGCUUGCGGCAGAGCGACGGACGAGCAAGCCACGUUGCUUACCACGCGGGCAAGCAUCGAUGGCUUUGUGGACGCCGUAUUCAACGACUGGAACAGCGGCAACGAAGAGGGCAUGGUGAAGCCCGAGCUGGAGUUUCUGGUCGAAGAAGAGGUUGUCGCGGGGACAAUAUGUGUGGUCUCUGCGCUCGCGUCGUACAGCUGCAACCCCGCGAUGCUCAAGAUGGAAUACACAGUCGUCGACCCCUUCUCUGGACAGUCCGAGGCCUUUUGCCCGCUCUGGAGGAACGAUAUUCACUGGGCGCAAACGGGGUGGAAGGACACCCUCCGCCAGGCCAUGGAGGGCAAACUUGUGUCCAAGAUACAUCGCUACAACAAGCACCUGGCCGUGUGGCAGGCACGGAAACUGAUCCAGAGCUGGAGCAAAGGAGGCAUCUCCUCCGGGCCGGACCCAGAUAGGCUGGGAUUCAUAGGACGCGAGGCUGCGAAAACGGUUCUGAUGGGCUUGUGA